This is a messenger RNA of Hevea brasiliensis (rubber tree), 1280 nucleotides long. Its product is annotated as ubiquitin carboxyl-terminal hydrolase 8-like. The transcript has 3 exons. Gene Ontology annotation, molecular function: cysteine-type deubiquitinase activity. NCBI's taxonomy places the organism in Eukaryota, Viridiplantae, Streptophyta, Magnoliopsida, Malpighiales, Euphorbiaceae. The record is from RefSeq and is a predicted model, not a curated record. Gene Ontology annotation, biological process: protein deubiquitination. The coding region runs from base 419 to 736 and encodes 105 amino acids.
AAAUACCUGUUGAUAAUACCUUGGGCAGUUGUGAUAACUCUAAGAGCACAGCUGUUGAAGAAGCUACAGGAACAGAGGAUAACAUUGGUUCUUUAGGUGGAAAUGCAAAUCCUUCCAAUGUAGAAGGGGCCAACUCUCCCUCAGAUUCUGAACUCGAGUUUUGUUUAACAGAUGAGAAGGGAACAGUUAAGGUCUCCAAGAUCCUAAUAAAUGAGCCAGUACCAGUAACAGGAAUUCCCAAACGACUUAAUGUUCUUGUAUGUUGACCAGGAAAAAAAAUUAACAUGACUCUCGCCUCCUUAGCUCUUUACCUGAGAUUUUCAAGUCUGGCUUUCUUGCAAAGAGACCUCAGGAAUCUGUUUCUCUUUACAAGUGUCUUGAAGCAUUUUUGAAGGAGGAACCUCUUGGACCAGAUGACAUGUGGUUUUGUCCAAGUUGUAAGAAGCAUCAUCAAGCCAGUAAACAAUUAGAUCUUUGGAGACUGCCAGAGAUUCUGGUUAUUCAUCUAAAAAGGUUCUCAUAUACUCGAUUUAUGAAGAACAAGCUUGAGGCAUAUGUUGACUUCCCUGUGGAUGAUCUUGAUUUGUCGGCUUACUUUUCCUACAAGAAUGGCCAAUUAUCUUAUCGUUACAUGCUUUAUGCUAUCAGUAAUCACUAUGGAAGCAUGGGAGGUGGUCAUUACACUGCAUUUGUCCAUCCUCUUGAUUAUCCAGGUCGACACUGGUCACCGAAAUAGUACAAUGUAUAGAACUAGUGAAUGUAGGGGUGUUACAGUGAUUGCUGGUAUGAGUUCGAUGAUAGCCAUGUUCAUCCAAUCAGCCAGGACAAGAUAAAGACUUCAGCUGCUUAUGUUCUUUUCUACAAAAGAGUUGUAGAAGUUUAACUUGUGAGUAGUAUUACUAAUUCCUGAGAAUCGUACAGAAGCUAGAUGGUUAGUGAUUUAUUAACAUUUUGCCGUCUUAGUCUAGAAGAUUGUCUGAGACGGUAGCCUUCUUUUAUUUUUACCAUAUUUUCAAAUUAAUUAGAGUUGCCGGAAUGGAUUGAAGGGAAAGUGGAAUUGAAGUAGGUGCAGGAGAUGAUUGUAUCAUGGAAACAAUUAAACAUACCGAAAGAGACCUUUCUUAUACCUGUAACCAUCGGUGAGAGAGAUUUGUAAAGGGGUUGCUUUAAAUCCCCUAAGAAAACAGUAGUUCUUGCCUACUUGUGUAUAAUUCUUGUACAACUGAUGAUUAGAAAUAUUGGAAUUAUUUGAUAGGCAAUAUAUUGGUUAAUUAAUUACA